This is a messenger RNA of Talaromyces stipitatus ATCC 10500, 1872 nucleotides long. RefSeq names its product ariadne RING finger, putative. The record is from RefSeq and is a predicted model, not a curated record. The transcript has 2 exons. Gene Ontology annotation, molecular function: ubiquitin binding; zinc ion binding; ubiquitin-protein transferase activity. Lineage: Eukaryota; Fungi; Ascomycota; Eurotiomycetes; Eurotiales; Trichocomaceae. Bases 1 to 1872 code for a protein of 623 amino acids. Gene Ontology annotation, cellular component: ubiquitin ligase complex. Gene Ontology annotation, biological process: proteasome-mediated ubiquitin-dependent protein catabolic process; protein linear polyubiquitination.
AUGACAACGGUGCCCAGGUAUCGGCGAGCAUCAGUCGAGGACCCUAUGUUUGCGAAACUAUUGUGCGCGAAAAUCGAUGUGAGAAGAAUCUCGGAGACUAUACUCUCGGAGCUACAAGUAACUCAAAUCCCAGCCGGCUUUUCUUCAGACUCAAAUCUUCGUCGAGUUGAGUGUAAGAAAGUCAAGUGCUCCUGGUACAAGCCUUCUAGGACGACAUGGUUGAACUUUGGAAACGAAGAAAUCGCAAAACGAGUAUUCAACAAGUUCAAUUCAAACAGUUAUAGGAUUCUUGACCAAACAGCGCACUGUAACCAACCAACGAGGAGCGGAGGAUUGAGAAAUCCAUAUGCUUGGACACUCAUGCUGACAGACUUAUCGAUCGCUGUAACAGAGAAUGAUAUUCGUUCCGCCAUACGUGCACCGCACGACAGUCCUCGAAAUAUCGAGCUAGGAAAACCUACUUACAAUGUGGAUGGUGAGCUGGCUAGUGCAACUGUGAUGUCUUUCCUCAGUAGGGUUGGUCCAAUUGAAUGGAGCCAAGCCAAUACAGAAUUAGAAGGCAAGAGAGCCAAAGCCAUUGCUCGAUUCUACGAGGAAGCAGACGCUAGAGAAGCCGUGGCAUCGCUGCAUAAUGUUCCUCUACCCUUUGGAAAGAACAUGAAAUUAAGUGCUCAGCUUAUAAGCACUGCAAAGUUCAAAGUUGCAACCACCAUCUUCAGCGCCGUCCAAACUCGGAUUCGUACCGCAAGCCAGGGUUGGACAAGAAAUCAUUUAAGCUUCAAGGUAUAUCCAUGCGCAUUUGGAUUCCAAUACAGAGUUCUCAAAAUUGAAGGGCCGGUAGCCAAAGACGUUGCUGCUGCAAAGGAAACCAUGGACGAAAUACUGGAUGGUAUCAUAGUAAUGAGCCACAAUGAACCUUGUUGGAGUCCUUCCCUGAGUCACAAUGGGAUUAUGCUUCAGAAGCUAAAAAAAAUUCAGAGAGAUUAUGGUGUUGUUAUCAUCAGGAAUAGGAGAAAGGUGGAGCUCAGGCUCUACGGCUCCCCUGAAAAGUGUGUCGGUGUAGAGUUGGCGAUCGCUGACAUGGUGAGUAUCGAGUCUUCUACAGAUCAUAUUAUCAAUCUGAAUCCCGAAGACUUCCAAUGGGUAUGUAAUAGCGGAUUUCCACUGAGAAUUGUUAGGAAGCGGGAGCUGAAUUCAGAAACCGAGACCACUACCGAGAAGGAAGAUUGCGUUGAGUGCUGGACUCAAGCAGAGAAUCCAAAUUUCACCAGAUGCGGACAUGUGUAUUGUAUUGACUGUUUUGAAGGCCUUUGUACUGCUGCCGGCUCGGGGGAGAAAGAUUUCUCAAUCAGUUGUGUGGGGGAUAAGGGGCAAUGCCAAGUGGUCUUUAGUCUUGAGGAACUACAAGAAAACGUUUCAUCUAAGGCAUUUGAAGACAUCUUGGAAGCGUCCUUUGCCUCCCAUGUCCAGCGUCACCCGCAAACGUUCCGCUACUGCCCGAAGCCGGGCUGCGACAUGAUCUAUCGCACAUCUAGCACGAUGAAAUUAAAUACGUGCGCAAAAUGUUUCACAAUGACAUGCACAUCUUGCCACGCUGGGCAUGAGGGCAAAACCUGUGCGGAGUACAAGGAUGAAAUCUCAGGGGGAUAUGAAGCUCUGAGAAAGCUGAAGAUGGAGUUAGGUAUCAAGGAUUGCCCAAAGUGUACGACGCCCCUGGAAAAGACUGAAGGUUGUAAUCAUAUGAUGUGCAGGGGCUGUAGAGCACAUCUUUGCUGGGUUUGCAUGGAGGUUUUUGCAGAAAGUGGCCCAUGUUAUGACCAUAUGACAACGAAGCAUGGAGGAAUAGGAUUGGAACAUUUGAAUCAUAUUUGA